CUCGUCGAUCAAGACCCGGCGGAGAGACAACAACCUUUGUUGCCGUUUCAUCGUUGUCAGAAACAUUCUUAGUAAACUAGAUCCUUCCAGUUCUCAAGGACUGAUGAACGUUCGAAACUUUCGUUUCCAAGCGUGGCAGUACAUUCGCACAGUGUAAACAAUUGGUGAAGUGAUAUCUGUGUUGACCGAGUGAUCGGGAAUAAGAAAGAAGUCGAGUAAUGACAAGCCUCCGAGACAGGACGACAACACGAUGAGAAGCGCGAAAAGCAAACACAAAUCGAGUCGGAGAGUUUCCUGAGUCCGGCACGCUGGUAGUUCGUAUCCAACGGUGACAUCGAUGCUCUGAAGAGGCCGUCGCUGUUCCGCAGCGCACGGUGGUAAGUGGAUCCUGGAACGGAAAGGAUCAGGCACGAUUGAGCCAGAAGAGAUGUCAGCCGUAGCACCAGCGGGGACUGGUGCUACAGCACCACCUGCGAACGGUCCAAUUGUACCUGCUCCGGUCUUCGCCUUGCCAACGUUGUCGUUCACCGUCGGUCAGGUGGCCACAGUUUGCGAGACUCUGGAGGAAAGCGGCGACAUCGAACGGCUAGCGAGGUUCCUCUGGAGUCUUCCGGUCGCACAUCCGAACAUCCAGGAGCUGAAUCAAAGCGAGGCUGUGCUGAGAGCCAGGGCGAUCGUCGCGUUUCACUCGGGACACUACAGGGAGCUGUACGCCAUACUGGAGAGGCACAAGUUCACCAAGGACUCUCAUGGUAAGCUGCAAGCGAUGUGGCUCGAGGCGCAUUAUCAGGAAGCCGAGAAGCUUCGGGGGCGGCCGCUCGGCCCCGUCGACAAGUACAGGGUACGAAAGAAAUUUCCGUUACCGAGGACGAUCUGGGACGGCGAGCAAAAGACUCAUUGUUUCAAGGAGAGAACCAGAUCGUUGUUGAGAGAGUGGUACCUUCAGGAUCCGUAUCCGAAUCCCGGCAAGAAGCGAGAGCUAGCUGCUGCCACGGGGCUCACGCCAACCCAGGUUGGCAAUUGGUUCAAAAACAGGAGGCAAAGGGAUCGGGCCGCCGCUGCGAAAAAUAG
Frieseomelitta varia is the source of this 1071-nucleotide messenger RNA. It is a transcript of the gene Optix, whose product is annotated as homeobox protein SIX6-like. The transcript has a single exon. Lineage: Eukaryota; Metazoa; Arthropoda; Insecta; Hymenoptera; Apidae. Gene Ontology annotation, cellular component: nucleus; transcription regulator complex. The annotation marks the transcript as partial. Gene Ontology annotation, molecular function: DNA-binding transcription factor activity, RNA polymerase II-specific; RNA polymerase II cis-regulatory region sequence-specific DNA binding. The record is from RefSeq and is a predicted model, not a curated record. Gene Ontology annotation, biological process: regulation of transcription by RNA polymerase II.